Messenger RNA from Tarenaya hassleriana, 1200 nucleotides. Its product is annotated as protein TIFY 11A. Gene Ontology annotation, biological process: regulation of jasmonic acid mediated signaling pathway; response to wounding; regulation of defense response. The record is from RefSeq and is a predicted model, not a curated record. Gene Ontology annotation, cellular component: nucleus. Bases 120 to 911 code for a protein of 263 amino acids. The transcript is spliced from 4 exons. NCBI's taxonomy places the organism in Eukaryota, Viridiplantae, Streptophyta, Magnoliopsida, Brassicales, Cleomaceae.
GACACCAAUUUGGCCAAGAGGACCAUAUUCAUACCCACAUGUGAGAGAGAGAGAGAGAGAGAUCUCCGAUUUUCUCAGUAACAAAGAUCUCAGCUUUCUUGUUUGUUCGUCGCCGGAGCAUGUCGGAAAAUGCGACGCGACAACCUCCGGUGAAGUCGAAUUUCGCCCGGAGAUGUAAUUUGCUGAGUCAGUAUUUGAAAAAGAAUGGAAAUUUCGGGGGCAUAGAUCUCGGGUUGACCCGGAAGCCCGAUUCUGAUAUCGGGUUCACCGGAAAACUCGAUCCCGCCGGUCAACAAAAUGAGACGCCGAAGUCGGAAGCUCCGGAGAUUAAACCCACCGGCUUCAUUCAGAAGCUUUGUGGCGCCGUUCCCUCUGAUUCGUCCGGAGGCGAAGCCAAAGACGCCAACGUCAGUGAACCGGAACCGGCAAAUUCCCAGUUGACCAUAUUCUUCGGCGGGAAAGUCGUAGUUUUCAACAAGCUCCCCACCGACAAAGCCAAGGAGAUAAUGGAGAUCGCCAAACAAGCGAAUCCCGUGAAGUUUCCGGCCGUUGUUGCGGUCGGUCCUGAGCCAGUGGCCGAGGAUAACACUAAGAACAACCUCAAAGGCGACAACAGCAACAGCGACAGCGAACUGGUUAUUCCAGAUCUGAACGAGCCAACCAGUUCGGGGAACGGCAACAAUCAACAGCCGGUGGAAAGAAUAGCGUGGAGAGCCUCGCUUCAUCGGUUCUUCGCUAAACGUAAAGACAGGGUCGUGGCCAGAGCUCCAUAUCAGGUGAUAGCGAGUCCGUCGUUAGAUCGAGGCCAUUCAUCAGCACGCGCAAAUGGACGUAAAGAUAGAUCCUUUGAGAAGGAGGAUCAAGGACGAGAAGAGAGGUGGUGUUUGAAAGAUCUAGAGCUGCGGCUAUAGAGGAGGGGGCACUUUAGUUUGCUUUAGGCUUUAAAAGAUCUUAUUUUGGUGUUUGUAUUAUGAUAAUAAUUACAUCAUCAAGCCAAACUUGGACAGUUCCCUCUUCCUCUAUAGCCGCAGCUCUAGAGGAGCGACAAAACAGGAGACAAAACGUCUGUUCCGUUCCGUUCCGAACUGAAAUAUCAAAUUUAGGAAAACAACAUAUAUUUUAAAUCACAUGAUGUCUUGAGAAGUUUGAAUAUCGAUUCAGAAUAUCCGAUUAACCAAAACAAAUAAUUAUAUUCAUCUA